Molecule: messenger RNA, 2251 nt
Organism: Sarcophilus harrisii (Tasmanian devil)
Lineage: Eukaryota; Metazoa; Chordata; Mammalia; Dasyuromorphia; Dasyuridae
Gene: HIRIP3
Product: HIRA interacting protein 3
Exons: 7
Coding region: 76-1932 (618 amino acids)
Cellular component (GO): nucleus
Source: RefSeq, a predicted model, not a curated record
CGGUGUGAGAAAGAGGCAUCGGCGAAGGUGGGGAAAAGGCGGGAGUUGUGGGAGCAGGACAGGGGGCGGGGCAAGAUGGCGCGGGAACGCGAGAUGCAGGACUUCAUCCGGAGCCUCUUCCGGGGUCGCCCCGACCUGAGCGUGCUGACCCACUCCAUCGUACGGCAGAAGUACCUGGCCCACGUGGGCCUGGACCACCUGGAACCCGAGGACAAGAGGAAGCUGAAGCGGCUGGUGGAGGAAGAGCUGCUGAAGAUGCAGGUGGAGGGAGAGGAAGAAGAGGAGGAGGAGGAGGCAGAAGAAGAGCUGCUACCUGGGGAGCAAGAGCGGGUGAAGCGAUCACUUAGCCCAAGCAGCACCUCUAGAGCGUCCCAAGUGAAAAAGAGGAGGAAGCCGUGUAUCAACUCUGAGACAGAACACAGCUCGGAGGACUCGGGUCUGGAUCCCCAGCCUGAGAGCCCUCCCAGCUCCCCGAGGUCCCUGUCAGGCAAUGGGAUAAGGAGAGUGAAGGAGCCCGAGGAGAUUCUGACACCAUCCAGGAAGAUGACAGCUAAGGGGGAAGACCCUGAGGGGGAAAGUGAAGAGGAAGAGGAGUUCAGGGCCUUUGUAAGAAAGAGGGCAGUAAAGGAAGUGUCGGAAGAAGAGAGUGAAAGCAGGAGCGAGGAGGAAGCCUGUCUCAAACAGAAGGGCCGCGUUGGGAAGAAGGGAGCAUCCAAGCCCGGGAAGGAGGAGCAGAGAGUCAGUCCCAGAGUGAAGGGAGGGAGGAAAGCAGCCCAAGUGUCGGAGAGUGAUCAGACUGACAGCGAGGAGGAGGGGGAUGGAGCUGUACCUCAAAAGAAGGGGUCCAGAGCCCCAGAGGAAACCAAGGAGUGCUCUGCCAGGAGGAGGGCUGUGGGGAAGUUGGUGAAGGAGGAAAGCAGCUCUGAAGAUGAGAAAAAAAGCCUAGCUAGGAAACGGCAACCAAAGCAGACUACUGAAGAGAAUGCCAGAUUUAGGGGGGGUCCUGGAAAGAAGGGAGUGAGAAAACUGGCCAGAGACAGUAGUGGGACGAGUGAUGAGGAAGAAGAGGAAAGGGAGCAGAAAACAAGGGGCAGAAAGUCAGGAGGGAGACCAAAAAAGAGAGACUGGGGGACCCCAAGGGGAGGUAAGAAGGUAGCAAAACAGAGUGAGAGCAGUGAGGGAGAAGACAGUAAGGGGAAGGGGAAGAAGGGAGAGAGAAAGGCCGUGGAGGAAGAGAGUGAGGAGAGCAUUGAGGCCGAGGAGGGAGGGAGCAAAGCUCCUAGGGAAGAUAGUGAGGAGGAGAGCAGAACCGAUGACAGCAACCAAAGUGGAUACAGGAAGAAGGGGACCCCAAAUGUCCAGGACCGGUCUGAAGCAAGUGAGGAUGAGGAAGAAAGGACAGGAAGGACCAAGAAGAAGGAGGCCAAAAAGGGCCGUGCACCCCCUUCUUCCACUUCCUCUCAGGACAGUAGCCCAGAAGCCAAAUCAGGGAAGGGCUCUCGAAGAGGAGAGGACCAUCCUGCAGUAGUUCGGCUAAAGCGCUACAUCCGAGCCUGUGGUGCCCAUAGAAAUUACAAGAGGCUGCUGGGUUCCUGUCGCUCUCAUCAGGAACGACUCAGAGUCCUUAAAGCAGAACUGCAAGAUUUAGGCUUAGAGGGUAACCCUUCCCUGGAGAAGUGCCGAGCAGUGAAGGAACGAAGGGAAGAGGCAGCAGAGAUGGCCUCUUUGGACGUCAGUAACAUCAUCAGUAGUUCAGGGCGAUCUCGGAGACGCAAUGCUUGGAACCCACGUGGGGAAGUUGGGCCAUCCCAGGAGGAGCUGUACCACCGGAGAGCCCUGGAUUCAGAUGGGGAUGAGCCAAGGGCCCACCCACCACCUACUGAUUGGUCAAACCUUCGGGGCAUUAUCAGCAGUGAUGGGGAGAGUGACUAAGACACCCCAAAGCUUCUAGAAGCCACAGUGCCUCUGAGCAUAGGAAGGAAUCUAGUCCUGCCCUUGUAUAAAGUGUAUAGAGUACCCUCCAUUGGGUCUAAGUAUUUAUAUAUGUAUUUUCCUGUUUCCAGUUUUGUCUGUCUGUGGUAAGUGACUUUUUUUUUUCUUCUCUGAAAGAAUGUUCCAGAAGCAGUGACUUUCACAUCUACAAAGAUGAAGUUGCUUGAGUCUGGGCUCUUAGGUUCAUAUUCUCAUGUUUUUGACUGAAAUACUGGUAUUUAUGUGGGCUUUAAAAGUCUCAAUAAAUGAGCAUUUGUUA